AUGCGUAGCGGAACGCCUCUUGCUCGAUACGCUUCUCACUACGAACCGUGCAACAGCAGCUACAGCUGGAAGAACAGCAACCCUACCAAUCGAGUGCAGCCAGCCAACAAGCCCUCCACAUCCACUGCAGCCCCAAAGCCGAAACCGCAACCUCCACCUGGCUACCGAGCCGAUCGCCCGUGGGAAUGGAUGACUGAUGAGGAGCUUUGCGAGGCUUGUCGGCUGCCCGACGAGCUGGAGGAGUUGCUGCUGAAGUUGUGCGGAUGGGGCGAUGGCGAGCAUGAAGGUGUCUACGAACGGAAACAAGCUGCCCUUGCUGCCGGCAAGACGCUGGAGGAAUUUGAGGAGGAGGAGAAGCGCCGUGUCGUGAAACCGGUCUACGAACUGGAGGAGGAAGAGGAGUGGUUCACUUCGCUGAAGAAACACGUCGAUGGAAACAAGGCUGAAACGAGGCGUCGCACCCUGCGCACCUCGAACAUGGGACGUGACGCUAAGCGAGCCCGGACGACGUCGAUCAGCGAGCUGGACCGUUUCAACUCCUUCUGCAAGCUCGGCUCGAACACUCCUACCAUUUCGACUGGACCAAGCUGCUCUGGCUCGUCUUUUGGCACCAGCUCUGUCGGCUAUACUCAGUCCUCUUCUCAAGCCACUUCUGGAGUCUUUUCCGCCAAGAUGACCACCGACGAGCUGGAGUACGCCUAUAUGGGUGUGGUGUGCGGCGACAAUCUGGUGCGCCAUUCAACUGCCAAGACGGCUGACACUCAUCAGGAGGAGAACGUCAUUCCAGCUCCCAGCACUUCCGGUUCGUCAAUGGACGACGCCUUCGCCUGCGACAUGGACUUC
This is a messenger RNA of Mesorhabditis spiculigera, 843 nucleotides long. The record is from the annotation of a GenBank genome assembly. Lineage: Eukaryota; Metazoa; Nematoda; Chromadorea; Rhabditida; Rhabditidae.